Messenger RNA from Pelodiscus sinensis (Chinese soft-shelled turtle), 2005 nucleotides. RefSeq names its product death effector domain containing 2 (gene DEDD2). Gene Ontology annotation, molecular function: protein binding; DNA binding. The record is from RefSeq and is a predicted model, not a curated record. Gene Ontology annotation, biological process: apoptotic process; regulation of apoptotic process; extrinsic apoptotic signaling pathway via death domain receptors. Gene Ontology annotation, cellular component: nucleolus. Lineage: Eukaryota; Metazoa; Chordata; Testudines; Trionychidae.
GGGAGCAGGGACAGGGCGGGACCGGAUGUGGAAACGCAUGCGCAGGGCGGGGUCGCGGGCGGCAGUUGCUGGGAGGCGCAGGACGCGCAUGCGCAGAGGGAUCGAAGGUGCCAGAAGAAACCAAGCGGCGGCUGAGGCGGCGAGAGCUGGACGCUGUUCAGACGCAAGUGCCUUAGCGAGUGCCCAGAGAGAUCUCGUGGUGUAGGAGUCCUUACACAUUCUCCAUUCAGCCCUAAAACGUGUUAGACCCCAAGUCUCCUCCCAGUCACCUACCCCAAAGCACCUCCUAUUCACUGCACUGCCCAAAGCCAGAGCUGAUUUGCGGGCGUGUGACCUGGAAUGGCUGAAAUGAAGCGCCCGGUUGUUUCCCAAAGCUGGGAGGAGGAGGAGUGCUUGGAGUACUACGGCAUGGUGUCCUUACACCGCAUGUUUGAGGUGAUCGGCUCCCAGCUGACUGAGAAUGAUGUGGCUGUGCUUUCCUUUCUCCUUGAUGAGACCCAGCCCUGGACCCAUCCCCUGGACCCUGGGCUGUGGGCUGUGGCAGAGGAGAGUGGAGCAGAGACCCCCUCACCUCUUUUAGAGAGCUGGCAAAGGAGGAACCAGCACAGGCGAGCUCCGGUGGAGGCAGCCGGGAGCCUAGAGGUGGUGGCUGAGCGGCACCAGCCCAGGAAUGGGGUGGAGCUGCUGCUGGAGCUAGAAAGGAGGGGGAGAUGCGACGAGACCAAUUUCCUGCAGCUCUUGCAGCUCCUGCGGUUGCUGACCAGGCAUGACCUGUUGCCCUACGUCACUUUGAAGAGGCAGCGAACAGUGUCUCCUGAGAGAUAUACCUACGGCCCAUCUGUGACAGCUUCCGACCGGCAGGUGGAUAGUUGUCUCGGCUCAGCCUCUGCAGAGGCCCAGCCCCAUCCAUGGGAAACAGGCUCCAACUCCAGCAAGAGGAAGCGGGUGAGCAGAGGCAGGGCACGGGCCAAUGCCCUUGGUAGGCGGCGUGGGGCCAAGACAGUCGCUACCCUCAAGCAGGAGCCCCCAUCCCCCACCAAAGUGACCUGUGACAUCCGGCUGCGGGUGCGUGCCGAGUUCUGCCAGCACGAGCCGGUCCUGCGCCAGAACGUGCUGUCCAACAAGCAGCACCGCCUGGAGCGCCAGUUCGACAUCUUCGGCCAGUCCAACACCAUCCUCAAGUCCCGUGACCUGGGCUCCAUCAUCUGCGACAUCAAGUUCUCAGAGCUCUCUUACCUGGACGCCUUCUGGAGCGACUACAUGAACGGCUCGCUGCUGGAGGCCCUCAAGGGUGUCUUCCUCACAGAGUCGCUCAAGGACGCCGUGGGGCAGGAGGCCAUCCGCCUGCUGGUCAACGUGGAUGAGGAUGACUACGAGGAGGGGCGCCGGCUGCUGCUGGAGAGCCUGGGCCCCCAGUGACUGGCCUCUGGAGAGCUUGGUCUGGGUCUCCGUAGUGUCUCUUGGCCCCUGGAGCACGCCCAUUUGGGACAUUGACUCUCGAACAGCCUGACCCCCUUGGUGCUGCCAUGGGGCAAACCCAGCAGAGUGCACCUCCAGGCCUCUGACUGGGCCGGGCCAGCCGGCUCCGGGAGCCCUCGGCCAGGGUUGGAUCGAGCACGGGACUCACUGACGCCCCUCCUGCGUUGGCACGGAGGCAGGACAAGCAACUCCAGAUGCGCAGGGCGUGGUGGCAGGGCUGGCUUCCCCGGCCAGAGCACAGCCACAAGGAGCCGUGAUCUUCAUUUUUAGGGGACAAACCUCCUUUUCCUCCUGCUGCCAUUUUGGCAAAGGCUGGGGAGCGUGGGGGCCGCACAGCAGGGGCCUGUGUCCCUCUUAGGGAUGCGUGCCUGUGCUCGGGUGACUUGUACAUACCGUCGGGGGGGGCGAGGCGUGGGCAGUGGCUGCAGGAGUGUGCCUGCUGCAGCUGGGGAGUGGGCGAGGGAAGCUGCCCAGUGUAGUAUUUAAAAAGAUGCUAUUUUUUUAAGUAAAAAAAACAAAAAAAAAC